AUGCCCGAGAAAUCGGACGAUGAACACAUCAACGCUGGCCCGCACUCCAGCCGAAGGUCCUUCAAGAAGACCAUGAAGUGCACCUUCCGACUGCUUAAACAGGAGUCUUUCAAAUCCAACAAUGUGAAACUGCGAAUACCAUCCUUUAGGGUGUGGCCGCGCGGAGCCAAAGAACUUUCCUCUGAGUUUGAAGGGCCUCCGGACUCCGCUAAGCUCCUGGAAGAAAUCGUACGUUGUUAA
Messenger RNA from Dibothriocephalus latus, 240 nucleotides. Lineage: Eukaryota; Metazoa; Platyhelminthes; Cestoda; Diphyllobothriidea; Diphyllobothriidae. The record is from the annotation of a GenBank genome assembly.